AUGUCAAAUCAACCACAAGUGGCACCCUAUGGUUCUUGGGAGUCUCCAAUCUCUUCUGAUUUUAUUGUGAGUUCUGGUAUUGGAUUUUCCGAUCCAUUGGCCCAUCCCACAGAUCCCAAUGUAUUGUUAUGGACAGAGUCUAGACCACAAGAAAGUGGCCGUUGUGCUCUUGUUUAUUGUAAUCUUGAUCCACAACAAGCAGGCCAGUGCGAGAGCAAAGAUGUACUGCCUCCCCAUGACAGUCCAUUGGGAUUCUUCUCUGCUCGUACUCGUGUACAUGAAUACGGAGGUGCUGCUUCCUUGAUCAACUCCAAAUCUCAAGUCUUUUUCACCAACUUUAAAGAUCAAUCAUUGAUGAAGACAUGUCUUGGUUCGAUCAGCCUUCAUGAACCAAACGUUCCACAGAAAGUGAUUCCGUGUAAACCCAAUACCAGACAUGCCGAUGGAGUCUAUGAUGAAAAACGUUCUCGUCUCGUGUUGGUUCGUGAGGAUCAUUCCGACGACUCUGUCGCUCUUCGUGAACCACAAAAUUUGAUUGUUUCCUUGUUGGAUGUUUCCUCUUCUUCGGGUGUGGUGAGUAGUGGUGAUGAUGAUCAUGCUGAAAUUAUUCUUGCUCAAGGAAUGGAUUUCUAUGCCUUUCCACGUUUAUCCCAAGAUGGUUCACAUUUGUGUUACCUUGCUUGGAAUCAUCCAAACAUGCAAUGGGAUAAUAGCAGUGUCUUUGUGGUGGCAUUGGAUGAAGCAGGAAAACCAAUUGAAACCACACGAAAACGAAUUACUCAAGAAAAUAAUGAAAGUUGUUCACAACCAUGUUUUUCUCCUGAUGGAAAAUAUAUAUAUUUCAUUAGUGAUUAUCCAACAACAUAUUGGACAUUACAAAGAUAUCACUUGGAAAGUGGAAGAGUUGAGAAUUUAAUGUCACACACUUCAAAGGUUGAAAUUGGAGGUCCACUUUGGACAUUUGGUACAGUUCUAUUUUUCAUUGGUUUUUCUCCAUCCUUACCAACAGCCAUGUGUUAUUUGGAUAUGGAGGGAAUGAAAGUUCAUGUGAUUAAGGAAUCUUCCAAACUUGAAAUUUCACAUGACUUCUUGUCCAUUCCUGAGCGAAUUGAAUUUCCAACUACAGGCAAUAGAACUGCCUUUGCUUACUUUUAUCCUCCAAAGAAUGGUCGUUUCAUGGCUCCAGAAAACGAAAAGCCUCCAUGUAUUGUGUUCAUUCAUGGUGGACCUACAUCGAGUGUUCUUCUUGCUCUCAAUUUCAAGAUUCAAUAUUUCACUAGUCGUGGCUUUGGUGUGUUGGAUGUUGACUACUCGGGUAGCACAGGUUAUGGUCGUGAAUAUCGAUUUAGACUUCACAACAAUUGGGGAAUUGCAGACAUUGAGGAUGCAUGUGCGAGUGUUGAGUAUUUAGUGAAAAAGGGUCUAGCAGAUGCCAAUAAGCUUUGUAUCAGUGGUGGAAGUGCUGGAGGGUACACAGUGCUCGCCUGUCUCACACAGAAACAAGUGUUCAAAGCAGGAGCAUCGCAUUAUGGAGUUGCUGAUUUGGAAGCAUUGGCAAAAGAAACUCAUAAAUUUGAAGCAAGAUAUUUAGACAAUUUGAUUGGAGAGUAUCCAAAGAAGAAACAUCUGUAUAUUGAGAGGUCUCCAAUCACUCAUGUCGAUCGUUUGAAAGUUCCUCUUGCCAUUUUCCAAGGUGAUGAGGAUAAAAUUGUUCCACCCAAUCAAAGUGAAAUGAUGUACAAGGCUGUCAAGGAAAAAGGAAUUCCUGUCAGUUACACAUUAUUCGAAGGUGAGCAACACGGAUUCAGAAAAGCAGAGAAUAUUAAGAAAGCCAUUGAUGGAGAGUUUUACUUUUACAGCAAAGUCUUCUCAUUCCCACUUGCCUCAAGCCAUCCACAAGCUCCGAUAACCAUUGAAAAUUUAAAUGACCUCUAA
This is a messenger RNA of Naegleria lovaniensis, 1935 nucleotides long. RefSeq lists its product as uncharacterized. The record is from RefSeq and is a predicted model, not a curated record. Bases 1 to 1935 code for a protein of 644 amino acids. NCBI's taxonomy places the organism in Eukaryota, Heterolobosea, Eutetramitea, Acrasida, Naegleriidae. Gene Ontology annotation, molecular function: serine-type peptidase activity. Gene Ontology annotation, biological process: proteolysis. The transcript is spliced from 3 exons.